GCUCCCCCAGUGUGUCCGACUCCAGGAUAUUCCGGGAGGCCCGGGGUCGCGGCGGCAGCAGCGAGCCGCACAUCAAACGGCCAAUGAACGCCUUCAUGGUUUGGGCCAAGGACGAGCGGAGAAAGAUUCUGCAGGCCUUCCCUGACAUGCACAACUCCAACAUCAGCAAAAUCCUCGGCUCACGCUGGAAAGCCAUGACCAACCUGGAGAAGCAGCCGUACUACGAGGAGCAAGCUCGCCUCAGCAAGCAGCAUCUGGAAAAGUACCCAGACUACAAGUACAAGCCACGGCCCAAACGCACCUGCCUGGUGGACGGCAAGAAGCUGCGUAUUGGCGAAUACAAGGCCAUCAUGAGGUCCCGCAGACAGGAAAUGAGACAAUAUUUCAGUGUGGG
Messenger RNA from Paralichthys olivaceus (Japanese flounder), 394 nucleotides. The record is from RefSeq and is a predicted model, not a curated record. NCBI's taxonomy places the organism in Eukaryota, Metazoa, Chordata, Actinopteri, Pleuronectiformes, Paralichthyidae.